AUGGUCGACGGAGAAAAGAAAAUAUAUGCUCUCAUAGCGGAGGAUGACCGUGUCACUCAGAUGCGCCACCGUAUGCUCCUAAAACGGUUCAAAUGCGAAAGUCUAGUUGCAGGGAAUGGAAAGGAAGCAAUCGAUCUAUAUCGCUCGGGAGCUAGAUUUGAUGUUGUUCUUAUGGAUAUGGAGAUGCCUAUUAUGAAUGGACUCGAGGCAACAAAGGAACUACGAGCAAUGGGUUUUGAAGGCCUUAUUGUUGGUGUUACUUCUCGUGAUCUUGAAUUUGCAAAACAAGUAUUCAAUGAAGCCGGUGCAGAUUCUUGUUAUGAAAAGCCUCUAACAACCGAAUAUGUUACAUCCAUUCUUCAGAAACUAGACAAUAACUAG
Fragaria vesca subsp. vesca is the source of this 381-nucleotide messenger RNA. RefSeq names its product two-component response regulator ARR22-like. The record is from RefSeq and is a predicted model, not a curated record. NCBI's taxonomy places the organism in Eukaryota, Viridiplantae, Streptophyta, Magnoliopsida, Rosales, Rosaceae. Gene Ontology annotation, biological process: phosphorelay signal transduction system. The coding region runs from base 1 to 381 and encodes 126 amino acids. The transcript has 2 exons.